UGAAUGCCACAGUCAGUCAGCAGCAGUGCAGCAAAUGUCUGUGUCAUGAUCCAAUCUCAGAGUAGUGCCUUUAAACUCAAUGAUGCGGCGUUACCUCCGUGCACUUCUGCUGUGCAUGGUGUUUGCCGUGUUUUCGGGUUUUUAUUUCUACUCUAAGCUGUUUUACUCGGACACUUUGGAGAGAGGCGUCGGGACUAAGCGGAUUUUCGUUCCUCCGAGAGAACCUGGAACGAGACAAGGGGCCGCGGACAAAACUGGGACCCAAACGCACUGGUACAAUAGGUACAUAAUGCGACAGCAGAGCCAGGCAGACUCUACAGGGGAGCCUCCCAUGCACCUGGCUGUGGUGGCCUGUGGAAGCAGACAGGAGGAGACUCUGACAAUGGUCAAAUCAGCUGUUCUCUUCAGCAUUAAACAGCUGUGUGUGCACAUCUUUGCUGAAGAUCAACUUCAUGCAAGUUUUAUGGAGACUUUGGAAUCGUGGCCUGACUCCGUUCGAACACGAUUCAACUACACACUGUACUCAAUCAGUUUUCCCAGCGAGAACGCUGCAGAGUGGAAAAAGCUGUUUAAGCCCUGUGCUUCCCAGCGCCUCUUCCUUCCUCUGAUUUUAAAGAGGGUGGACUCGGUGGUGUAUGUGGACUCGGACAUCCUCUUCCUGCAGCCCAUGGACAGACUGUGGUCCUUCCUGUCUCACUUUAACUCCUCCCAGUUGGCAGCGAUGGCCCCAGAGCACGAGGAGCCACGUAUCGCCUGGUACAACCGCUUCGCCCGCCACCCCUACUACGGGCGCACGGGCAUCAACUCCGGCGUGAUGCUCAUGAACAUGACCAGGAUGAGGAACGCUUUCUUUAAGAAUGACAUGACUUCUGUGGGGCUACGGUGGGAGGAGCUUUUGAUGCCUCUUCUUCAAAAAUAUAAACUGAACAUCACAUGGGGAGACCAGGAUCUGCUUAAUAUCAUCUUUCAUUACAAUCCCGAGUUCAUGCUGGAGUUCCCUUGUCAGUGGAACUAUCGCCCCGACCACUGCAUCUACGGCAGCAACUGUGCCUCGGCCGAAGAGGAAGGCGUUUAUAUUCUCCACGGAAACAGAGGAGUGUUCCACGAUGGGAAACAACCGGCUUUCAGAGCAGUCUACGAGGCCAUACAAAAGUACUCGUUUGGCACAGACCCGGUGAGCGGUUUGUUGGAUCCACUGGAAGAACAACUUUUGAAGACGACUCAUACUUACUGUGGAAAAUCUCACCCGCUUUUCACCAAGAGACUAGUGCACAGCCUGGCAAACAUCAACAACAUGGCAGUGGGAGGAUAAUUAUGAACUCCAAAUGAAAACACAAGAAGCAGCUAAAGGAUUUCAUUUGGCGCUGCGGUGGCUUAACAAUACUAAAAUGUUGAGACUACGAAAAAGGCUUCGUACCUUUUUCAAUUUGAAGACACACUUUUAUUUCAAAACAGUAAUAGCUUCUUUUAAAGGUGCACUAUGUAACUUUUCUCGGGUCUGCAACCUGAUUGUCUGUAUCCAUGGAGACAAGCAGAUGACACUACAAGGCAUAGUUACAGGUUAGAUCUGUGGAAAGGUAACCCCGCUUACAGUAAGAAUGCAUGUUUUUCAAUGUUUUUUUAAGCAUAAACACAACCGUGAUUGUGUAAAUGCAAGAUAAUGAGUCUAAUGCCAUGCUGUGGAACAUUCGAGACAAAACUGUAACAUCGGCAUGGAAACAAGCAGUUGGUGGAGCCUCUAUCAGAAAAGUUACACAGUGCAUAUAAUGUCUUUUAUAAGUUCUGAUUUAAAAAAAAAAAAAAAAACAUGUCCGUGCUAAAACUACUCAGGCGUAACUCCAACUUUGUGUUAUUCAUGUAAUUUCUUUUACCUGCUCAAAUUUUAUUAGUUUUAGCAUUCAUCUGGGCAUUUUUUCUGUUUGUUUGUUUUUGUUUUUAAUUUUUUUGGACAACUUUACACUGGUUUGAAAUUGAAAUUGAAACAUCUCUGCAAAUUUAAAUGUAUGACUCAGAAUAGUAGGUGUUUUUUUUUUUUUUUUUUUUUUUUUCUCCUCUUCCCCUCCUUUGGUACUGACUAUUGAACUAUAGUUUGUAGUUAAUAUUGUUUUGGAAGAGUAUAUCUUGUCUUUCCAUAUUGGAGAAUUGUAUAUUAUGUGUAUUUUUAUGUUUGAAAUGCUCUUUUAUGUUAAGAGAAAAACAUAAACUGGAAAUAGUCUUUCUGCACUGCAGGGUAUGAAAACGUAUGCACUGGUCCACUUUCAUUACCUGAUCAUAGCCAUUUCAAACUGGACACCAUAAAAGUCUGUAUUUUAUUCUCUAUACACAUUUACUAUUGUAUGGUAUCUCUUUGCUGAUGGUUUGAUUUUAGAAAAUUCAGAAAACUCCAGACAAAUGUGAAUAACCUUCGUGUUCUUAUGCCAAAGUCAAUUUCACUUUUUGCACUGCUUUUACCGCUGUUAACUGUAAGCUAAUGUCUCUGUGAUUCUAUUACAAGGGCAUCCUUUGAAGCAAUUAAUUUUGUAAAAAUGAUUUUUACACAAUUUUUAUAUUAAAAUUUGUUUUUUAUGUAA
This is a messenger RNA of Boleophthalmus pectinirostris (great blue-spotted mudskipper), 2570 nucleotides long. It is a transcript of the gene gxylt1b, whose product is annotated as glucoside xylosyltransferase 1b. The transcript is spliced from 7 exons. Gene Ontology annotation, biological process: protein O-linked glycosylation via N-acetylgalactosamine. Lineage: Eukaryota; Metazoa; Chordata; Actinopteri; Gobiiformes; Gobiidae. The coding region runs from base 80 to 1312 and encodes 410 amino acids. Gene Ontology annotation, molecular function: UDP-xylosyltransferase activity. The record is from RefSeq and is a predicted model, not a curated record.